Colias croceus (clouded yellow) is the source of this 2306-nucleotide messenger RNA. RefSeq lists its product as uncharacterized. The record is from RefSeq and is a predicted model, not a curated record. The transcript is spliced from 3 exons. NCBI's taxonomy places the organism in Eukaryota, Metazoa, Arthropoda, Insecta, Lepidoptera, Pieridae. The coding region runs from base 248 to 709 and encodes 153 amino acids.
GUCGGCUCGCCUCAGUCCUCCUCACAGUGUCGCGGUGCUAACACGUAUCUCUCCGUCACGUCGGUGUUGUUACAAAAAGUUGAUUUUUUAUAUAAAAACUCGUGCUGUGACUUAAAAUUUGAUUGACACACAUUUGGAUAUUAUUCUUCGAUAGUCUUCUUAAAGGAUUGGCUGAAGAUUGAAACUUGUCCCACGAUGAGGAGCUGUCUGUGAUCUCGUGCCGGGCGCGGCUGCCGCCACAUGCAAGAUGACAUCCGAACGAGCUAUACCUCAUUUGCGAGAUAUCUUUGGCCUCAAUCAACAGUACGAAGCCAAGCAAGUUUUCGACGAGAACGAAGACAAAACAAAGAAAUCAUGCAGGAAGAAAAAAGAUGACUACCGUACGUACGCCAAUGGCGAUGUGAAAACACUUGAAAGGCAUCUAAGUAUGAAAAAAACAAUACGGAAAAAGAUUAUGCGUGAUCUCCAACAGGCGUUCGUUGAAGACCCUAACGAGUUUAAGGUCGAGAACACGAGCCCAGAAAAACUAAAGGCGGAACUCAGCGCCGAAGCGGUUAAAAUUGAGAAAAAUGUUAAGAAGAACGACCCGACCUUCUUAGACAUGCUUCGGGGAGAGACGAGGGGUGAAGAAGCGAGGGAGGAACAGCCUCCCGCUGAAAAGACGAGCUUCUGGCGACGUCUUACGAUGAAAAAUAAAAAUAAGAGAUAAUUUGUUAACGAUAGCCGUUGUACCGUCAACUCCGUGUUAUCCUAUUUGCAUAUUCUAUAAUUCCAUUGUCUACUCUGUUACUUUCCAUUUAAAAGUUUGGGAAUUGUUGUCAACUAAUUGAUUAAUCCUUGUGAACGUUUGCAUCAGGGAUGUUAUUGAAUUUUAUUAUAAUGAAAUCUGAAGCCGAUGAAUUAAAUGAAAAGUAGAAGAUUAAAGGUCACUUUACAAUCUGUUUUCGCAAUACAAUACAUAAAACGUAAGGCACAAAUGAAUUAAUUUCGAAAUAAACAUCAAGGUUUUGAAAGAAUAGCUCUGAACCUUUGAUCCUUGACGUGUUUCUCUUGCGUCAACAACUUAGCAGGUUUUUUCAAUGGAAACACUAUGAAAUUGUGUGUUGGUACGUCGAGGCAGUAUUUCACAUAAUUAAUCAAGACCAAUAAUUCUUCUUAUUUCACUACUUUUUGUCAUAAAAGAAAAGUUUCCGUCAUUGUCAACAUAACUCUAUACUAAAAUCCCGGAUAGAAUUAAAAAAAAAACCUUCUAAAUCUGAACUCCAACACUAUGAAUAUAUCUACAUUUUAUUUUAUUAUGUUUAAUAUGUAAUACAUUUUUGAGGAAAAGGUACAUGUUGCUAAAGUAAGAACAAUGAAGUCUUAUAGUUAUAUUUAUAUUAAGCAUCCUACAUUACCACGAAACGAAGGAUAGAUUUUCAAAAACUUUUAUUCAGCCGAUAAGUGUCCAUUUUGUGUAGGUAUUUAUAGAGUAAAGUGCUAAAAUAUUCUUUCCAGUGGAUAGAACAGUUAUUGUAAUUAAAUUUAAACUUAAUGGAGCGUACAAUAUUUCAUCGAUGUUUAGUUAAGCAUUGAAAAACUGUUCCUGUUCCUGAAAGCUUUUUAAAUGCAUUUAUAGGCUUUGGAAAUGUUUGAGAUUUUUAUAAUAAUAUUAUUUGUAAUAUUUGUGUACAAUUGUUACUGUAAAUCAAUCUCGAUGUCCCAGAAAUAUCUGGUGCUUUUACCACUGCCACGCGGUUAUUUACAAUUGGUAGCUAUUUUCUACUUUUGCUUACUUUUAUACUGGCAAUAUAUUUAAGAAAACUUUGUAAACAUAUAACUAUUGCUUACGUUGAAUAAGGCUGGUUUUUCUGAUCUCCAACCUGUGUCUUCAAUUGCGUCAUAACUAAUUUAACGUGCGUAAUAAAAUAGAUAGGUAAUAGAUGCAUAAUAAGACGCUUAAUCGUGUUAAUACUGUAGUAAAAAAAAAAACUGUAUGAUGAGGUAUAAUUUAAUUUGUUGGGAACGGAGUAAGUGACGAAAUAUCUUCGGCCAUUGUUACUUAUUAUGAAAAAUAUCUCAUUCUACAUGUGAUGUAACGUUAAGUGUACUACAUAGUUAAUAUCGUGCAUAGGUUAAAUAUUAAGUAAGAUAAGACUUGAAUUCACACCAUAGUCCUAAUUGUAAUUUUUAAAAAUAAUGACCAAAAAACUUACAGUAUAUAAUUAUAUUAUGGUUCUACGAUAAUUUAGUCUCUAUAUAGCGUGUAUGUUCAAUGUUGGAAGCUGGUGAUAAGCCAUUGUAGAAAAUUUGGGGGGGGUUAUGUG